Pseudomassariella vexata is the source of this 1477-nucleotide messenger RNA. Its product is annotated as alpha-N-arabinofuranosidase 2. The transcript has 3 exons. The record is from RefSeq and is a predicted model, not a curated record. Gene Ontology annotation, biological process: carbohydrate metabolic process. Lineage: Eukaryota; Fungi; Ascomycota; Sordariomycetes; Amphisphaeriales; Pseudomassariaceae. Gene Ontology annotation, molecular function: hydrolase activity, hydrolyzing O-glycosyl compounds. Bases 57 to 1271 code for a protein of 404 amino acids.
GUGCUCAGUUCGAGUGCCUGCCUGAUUUCUGUUUUCACGCACUGCCAACGGCCGCCAUGAUACUCUCAGGAAUCGCGAGCCGUCUCUCCCUGGCAUCUUGCUACGGCAUUGCCUUGGUUACAUGUCAGGACUUUGAUCCUAAUGCAGCGGGACCGCAAUACUGGGAUCCCGCAAAGGUUGGCACCAACAUGACUACUAAUGCGACUUACUCGAAUCCUGUCAUGACUUUGAACAUUGGCGAUCCAUUCAUGGCAAAGUACAGUGCAGACGGCGAAGACUGGUAUAUAUUCACUUACACGACCAACGAUAACAUAACCUUGAAGCGAUCGAAGUCACUCACGGACAACUGGGAUCUCGCUGAGACUCGCACCGUUUUCAAACCAGACCCCACCGGCGAUGAUAGUGGACAGCCGUGGUCGACUGAUAUUUGGGCCCCAGAGAUCCAUAAUAUAUCGGGCUCGUGGUAUAUAAUUUUCACUGCUACUCCGGAUUACGAUAACCCUCCUCCACUGCAGGAUGCGUUGUGCCCAAUUAAUUGCCCAGCUAUCAACCAUCGCAUGUUCGUUCUUGAGGGCAGCGGUUCCGAUCCAUGGAAAGCAGAAUUUAGCUUGAAGGGAAUGCUCAACUCAUACGACCAGUUCGCCAUUGACGGAACCUACUUUGUCAAAAAUGAAAAGCUGUACCACGUCUAUUCCUGCUGGGAGCAUGCGUACUCCGCAUGGCCAGCCAACCUGUGCAUUACCGAGAUGUCUGAUCGCUGGACCGUCAAGAGCAACUUGAGCGACCGCCGCAUGAUCUCUAUCCCAGACCAACCCUGGGAGCAAGUUCCCUACGGCCGUCCCAUCCGACUCGCUACCAACGAAGGGCCGCAACAACUAAGAAAUCCCAAGACGGGUCAGGACUUCAUCAUCUACUCGGCCGCUCGCGUAAAUACACCUUUCUACUGUCUCGGCAUGCUGGAGUUGACUGGCAAUGAUCCGAUGCAGUAUCAAUCGUGGACCAAGCAUACCAAAGGAUGUGUGUUCCACCAGAACACGGCAUCGGGGGUGUACGGGACGGGCCAUGCGAGUUUUAUAACUUCGCCGGAUGGGACGGAGGAUUACCUUGUCUACCAUGCGCAAACGACGCCCAAUCCGGCCGCGAAUCUGUACCGAACAGCGAGGAUCCAGAAAUUCACAUGGAAUGAGGACGGAACGCCUAGGUUUCCACUGGCGGAGAAUGGGCCGUUUGAUGUCCCUUCUGGACAGGAGGAUGUGUAUCGGCGGUUAUGAUAACGAUGACCAAAACAUAUGAUGAUUCAAGGGAAAGUCAUGGCAUAAAUCUUGGGCUUUUGCACUGCAUCUACCUUGGAUGUGUUAUGUAUGAUUCCCAAUGCUUUGUUAAGACCAGGACCGUAUAACCCAAAUAUCCAAUUAAACUUAGCCUAAUAGAGGUUACACUGUGUUGUUUGUGCACAAAGAAUAUUGUCCAUUUCUAU